This is a messenger RNA of Syzygium oleosum, 3324 nucleotides long. Its product is annotated as pentatricopeptide repeat-containing protein At5g24830. Gene Ontology annotation, molecular function: protein binding. The transcript has 10 exons. Lineage: Eukaryota; Viridiplantae; Streptophyta; Magnoliopsida; Myrtales; Myrtaceae. The record is from RefSeq and is a predicted model, not a curated record. The coding region runs from base 420 to 2183 and encodes 587 amino acids.
UCAGUGGGACCAUAUAUUAGGGCACCAAAGCUUCACCGCCGGCUCCGCUUCAUCUUCAGGCCGUCUCUCUCGGCUUCAAAUUCACGCCGUCGCCGGCGACGGGCAGCGACGCCGACCUCCGGCGAAGCGGUGAACUCCACUCCGGCCGUCGAUUUCUCCUUCUCGCCGGGCUUCGAUGUGCAUUUCCUUUUCAACUCAGUUCAGUCGAUGUGAAGUAUACAUUUGGCUUUGGGUUGAUAGUGGAUGCAUUUUAGAUACUGCUUCGAUAAUUAUGUGGACAUAUGUGUUUAUUGGGGCAUUUGAUGUCUGCAUUAUGGUUGUAUGAGAACAUGGAACGAAGCAGUGCUGAUCCUGAGUGGAUGUUCUGACAGAGAUGCUGUAGAUGCCCAUGAUUGGGAGAUAUAAAGGGAGACUGUAUCAUGGCUUUAUUAAUUGCCCGUGGAGAUCCACUUUUAGCACCUUUGUUGUCCUCCCAUAUUUUCGUUCUCCAAUUCAUGGACAGUAUCCUUGACUGCAUCAAGUGCAAUGUUGCUGACAUCCUCUUCUCCAAAACCUAUAGUCAUCCUCACCCAAGAAUUUGUGAGCAAAAUGGCCUUGCUUUGCCUCUUGAAGAUGCUGUGGAAACUCUGCCAAACUGGAUCGCAAGAGAAGAUUGCUAUCCAGAAGAGGAUAACUUUAAAAACAAGAGGAACCCAAAGGAAGUAUACAAUGUUUUGGAUGGAUUGCUAAAGGGCAAUUUGGAGCGUCUAAAAUCAAUGAGGGAGAGCAUAGAUGUGGCAGGAAUGGUUGAUGGUGGGUACAAUUUAGUGGCUAAUUAUGAGGAUCAUGAAGGUAUAUUAAGGAAUUUGUGUUCAGAGGGUAAGCUGGGGGCUGCAUUAUGGUUGCGUGAGAAAAUGAUACAACUUGGUGCUGUUCCUGAUAUAGUUUCUCAUAAUUAUCUUUUAAGUGGAUUGUGUCGAAGUGGUAACUUAGAGAAGGCAGGUUUUCUUUUUGCGGAUAUGUUGAAAAUGGGACCUUUUCCCAAUUGUGUAUCCUUCAACAGUUACAUCAUGGGCUAUUGCCGUACUAAUAACAUGGACAAUGCUCUCUAUCUUUUGUCUUCUAUGGUGAGUUGUGGUGUUCAGCCGAAUCGUAUAACCUGUAACAUACUUGCGCAUGCUUUGUGCAAGAAGGGUCUUUUGGAGGAAGCUAGGAAGCUUCUUGGUCAGUUAGUUAGUGAGGAUAAUGACAAGGCAACCUCGGAUUUAAUUACAUCAACUAUACUGAUGGAUGGUUAUUUUAAGAAUGGUAAUGUGCUUGAAGCAGUUACUAUAUGGGACAAGAUAUCUCAGCAGAAUAAUAAGAUGGAUGUGAUUAGUUACAAUGCUUUUAUCCAUGGACUUCUUUCAAAUGGAGACAUGAGGAGUGCAAUUGGUGCAUUUUGUCAAAUGCUGAAAAAAGGUUUCCAUCCUGAUGUUUUUACUUACAAUAUUCUUUUAAGAGGAUUCUACGAGGAAGGAAAAUUGUGUGAGGCGUCCCAUGUCUACAGCAUUAUGUUAAUGAAGGGAGUUGCUCCGGAUCUGAUCACGUAUAAAAUAAUUAUUCGAGGCUUGUGUGCUCAUGGAGAUGUUGAGAAAGCAUAUGAGUUUCUUCAGCUUAUGUUAGAGGAGUCAAUGGUGCCUGAUCCAUCCAUAUGGAAUUGUGUAAUAUAUGGUUAUGGAAGAGGCGGUGAUCUUGGUAGAGCCCUAUUUGUUAGGGAUCAGAUGUUGGUGUCUGGCAUUGCGCCAAAUGUUUUUACUUAUAAUGCAUUAAUAGAUGCACGAGUAAAGAGGGAAAAUCUUUCUGAUGCUUACUUGCUCAAGCGAGAGAUGCAUCUAAAUGGGCUUUUUGCUGAUGUGGUUACUUACAAUUUGUUGAUUGGUGCUGCUUGUAACUUAGGCCAGAUGCGUUUUGCACUUUGGUUACACGAUGAAAUGCUGAGAAGGGGGUGUGAACCGGACAUUGUAACCUAUACUGAACUAAUCAGGGCUUACUGUGUGAGAGGUGACUUGAACAAGGCAGAAAGGCUUUUUGACAAGAUACAAAAAUCUGGAAUACCAAUCGAUCAUGUUCCCCUGAAGAUCCUUGUUAAUGGAUACUGCAAAAUGGGGAAGCUUAAUCUGGCUUUUAACCUCUAUAAGAAGUGGCUAUCAAAUUGGAACUAAUUUCCAUUUUAUGCUAGAGAAGUUGGGAUUCUUGUCAAAUGCAACUGCAAUUUCUCUUAGGCAUAGUUCAUGACAGUGGCUGUUUCCAUGUGUAGUGGCUGUGUAUUGCGCAGCAGCUUGAUCCAAGGAUUUUGGAUACCACGACGGAGCUCCAGAAGGGAUUUAACUGUCAGUGAAGAAGCAGUUACAAAAAAUAUCUAAAGGGGGUUCCCCCUUUAGUUUGUCCAUGCACAAUGUUAGCAUCAUGUUGAGGCAAACUUUCCACAGAAUAUCUUAUGCAACAUAUUAUUGGUAUGCUAUCUGGUUGGGUUGGCCUCUUGUUGAUAUGGAGCUUGCUGCGUAAGAAAUCACGAGUUACAGAAGAAAAUUGCCGAUUGAGCUAGUACUCUCAUUUAGAAGACAGCCUAUAAAAGUUUCAUACUGCAAGAACAAUAUAAUGUCGCAAGGAGAAUGCAUCUAGCUACAAGUUCACAUUUGUGGGAGCGGAGUGUCAUCCCAAAAUGACAAAAAGAAAAAGAAUUUGAUGAAACUGGGGGAGCCAAACAUUGAACUACAGUACAUGGCAAGUUGAUCUUUUGAUGUUACAUUCUUCUUUUCCAUUUGUCAUUGUGUGCAGUUCAGAGAAUAAAUAGACCAAGGAAUGUUGGUGUGGACGCUGAGUGAUGGCCUAGCUGCACAUAUUGUUGCAACGGACCUGCUUGUCAAGGUGGAUGCACAAGCUUUUGUUCAGGCUUCUAACAAUGAUGACUUAUUCUGGAGAUGAGCUUGUGCCGUCGGAGCCGCGAGGUGAAGAUGUGCGAGGACGUGCUGGCUAAACAAUGGAGAGAACAGAAGGAAGAGCUUGUUAUCCUUUGGACACUGCCGGACUUCGUUGAGGAGACCUAUUCCUCUGAUAAAUUUGAGUUACUCUCUCCACUCACAAUAACGAAGCCGGUCAUGGGUAUGAUUUGGAUCACUCGGUCUUGCAGGUGUUUUUCUUCUAGACUAACUAUUAGAGAGACUUCUACUGCUGUAUUAGAGACAACGAGCAAAAAGUAUUUGUAGCAGGGACUAUCAGACAGCUGUUGGCGGUUUGUAGUUCAUUACAGCUAUUAGAUGGAAUAGUUGAUCGAUAUACAUGAUGCAUUGGCAUUUGAUAUUA